This is a messenger RNA of Schizosaccharomyces osmophilus, 603 nucleotides long. Its product is annotated as DNA-binding transcription factor Zip1-like. NCBI's taxonomy places the organism in Eukaryota, Fungi, Ascomycota, Schizosaccharomycetes, Schizosaccharomycetales, Schizosaccharomycetaceae. The transcript has a single exon. Gene Ontology annotation, molecular function: RNA polymerase II transcription regulatory region sequence-specific DNA binding; DNA-binding transcription activator activity, RNA polymerase II-specific. Gene Ontology annotation, cellular component: nucleus. The coding region runs from base 1 to 603 and encodes 200 amino acids. The record is from RefSeq and is a predicted model, not a curated record. Gene Ontology annotation, biological process: regulation of transcription by RNA polymerase II.
AUGGAAUCGAAUUCUACACUACCGACUCGAGCAGUAAUUCCUAAUGCCACCGAGUACAUUCCUCAAGAGCAACCAGUGUCACCAAAGAGUAACAAGUCGUAUCGAGAAUAUUUAGAUUCCAAGGAAUAUUCCACGUUGCAAUACAUCAAGUCUGCUCAGGAGAAUGGGUUCCAAAUCGCCUAUGGCAGAAAUGGGCAUGCAACGACGUUUCCCCCCAACACGAAUGAUGAUGACUUACCACCCAUGAACGCCCUAGAGCUAGAACUAGAGCAAAAGCAUGCAAAAGAAAGUGCGGGAGAAGAAAACGCUCCUACGGCGGACUUUUCUGGCAACGAAUCGUCAAUGACAAGUCCCUUUGAAGGAAUGGUCGGUGUUGUCGAAGACAAAGAACGGCGUAGAAGAAACACUUUGGCGAGUGCUCGAUUUCGACAACGAAGAAAAGCCAAAGAGCAAUACCUCGAACAGACGGUCCAGGAAUACGAAAAGAAAAUCAAGCAAUUGGAACAUAGGAUCUAUGAAUUGGAAUUGGAAACAAAAUGGUUUAAAGAUUUAAUUCGUCCUGUUCGAGUUGCAGAUGCUGCAAAGACAAAACCAAAGUAUUAA